AUUGGGUCAUUUGGUAAGUACAUGUUUAUUUCAUAAGAGCCAAGUUGUUGUCCACAGCGCCUUUGUCAUUUUGCAGUCCACCAGCAGUGUGAGCACCCCUGUAAGUUAAACACUUCACAGUAGACAGUUGCUCUGUAUCCCUGUCAGCACUUGAUAGUUUCAGAAUUUGUUAACUUUAGCUUUUCUAGUAGGUACAUAGUAGUUCAGUGUGGUUUUAUUUUGCAUUUCCCUAAUGCCUGACAAUGUUGAGCAUCUGUUCAUGGGCUUCUACAUCCUCACUGGUGAAGUGUCUGUUCAACUCUUUUUUUUUUUUUUGAGACAGAGUUUUGCUCUUGUUGCCCAAGCUGGAGUGCACCUACCAGCCUUGGGGGCCCUGGCAGCCCACAGGAUUCUGCCCACUGGGACUUGUGUGCCAACCUUUGUGAAGCCUCAGCUUCACAGGCCCCAAGCCAUGAGCCCCUCCCCAGAUGGGCCAGCAGGAAUGGAUGGAGGCAUGUCAAGGGUUUCUUGCAUACUCGGAUCCAAGUCUCGAGUGGUGGUCCCUCUGCUGGCCUCUCACCUACCCUCUCCUGCUAUCACAAGUGUGGCAGGUGACAGUGUGGUCACUGGGGUGGGGUGGGAGGAAGUGGAAGGCCCUGGAUAGGGCCCAUGCCCAAGGGUCUGGCCAAGACCCCUUCGUUAGGGUCCCAACUGUGACUUUAUUACUCAUGGUCUCUUCCCUGCCUCAGUGGCCCUCAUCCCCCAAACCUGAAUGCAGAAGUCUUGGUCCUGAGUUAAACUCCAUGCCACCCCUCCGCUUAUGUUGUGGGUUCCUGCUAAGCUGAGCACUUACCUAACAAUCAAGACCUCUGAUAGUCCUCAGUCCUACCCCGCAACCUUGCCCUUGGAUUUCUCUUUUUCAAGGUGGUUUCAGCUAGGAGGAUCAGCGUGGUUUGGGUGAGGGCAGACAGGGUAGGAGCAUGUGGCAGGUAUGGAUGACACCUUGACAAAGGGACCCCACAGGAGAGAUGGGGACCCUUUCCCCCCAUUGUCCUGGAAACCCAGCUCAGCCCCAGCCCUUGCCCAUGCUGCUGCCUGGUACCUUCUACAAAGCCAGACCCCUCCCCGCAAAGCUGUGGCCUGCACCAGCUCCCCUAGCUCUCCUCCUCUGUCUGCUGAGGGGCCCCUCCCAACCUGGCUGCCAGUCACAGGAGAAAGGGGUUGGGAUUUUGUUUGUGCCUCUGCCUGAGCAUAGAAGGACUGACUGGGUCACUGAGCCUUGCCCUGGAGAGACCCUCUGUCCCCUGCUGCCCCCACCUCCCCUGGCCCAGACUUCUGCCCAUAAUGCCCAUCCCUGAGCAGCAGCCCUACCCAGGCUGGGCUCUGGGUGCCAGCUGGUUAUGGACAUGCCACCUGAGCCCAGGCCAGGAGCCCCUGGAUUCAUGAGGCUAUUUUAAGCACAUCUUCUUGGCCAGCACUCCCCUGGCCCCCAGAAGCUCAGCCACUGGUCAUCUGCCACCGCCUAGAAUGCUGAUUGGCAGUUGGCUGGGGUGGGGGCUGGGAAAACACUGUUAUAAAGCUGGGAGUGUUGGGGAACAGCCGUCCCUGUCCAGAGUCCUCUGUAGUCCCUGCUGCCACCAUGGCCACCCACCGCCUCGUGAUGGUCCGGCACGGUGAGAGUACUUGGAAUCAGGAGAACCGUUUCUGUGGCUGGUUUGAUGCAGAGCUGAGUGAGAAGGGGGCUGAGGAGGCCAAGCGGGGAGCCAAGGCCAUCAAGGACGCCAAGAUAGAGUUUGACAUCUGCUACACGUCGGUGCUGAAGCGGGCCAUCCGCACCCUCUGGGCCAUCCUGGACAUCACGGACCAGAUGUGGCUGCCUGUGGUCCGCACUUGGCGCCUCAAUGAGCGGCACUAUGGGGGCCUUACGGGCCUCAACAAGGCGGAAACAGCUGCCAAGCAUGGAGAAGAGCAGGUGAAGAUCUGGAGGCGCUCCUUCGACAUCCCACCGCCCCCCAUGGACGACAAACACCCCUACUACAACUCCAUUAGCAAGGAGCGUCGGUACGCAGGCUUGAAGCCUGGGGAACUGCCCACCUGCGAAAGCCUCAAGGACACCAUUGCUAGGGCCCUGCCCUUCUGGAAUGAGGAGAUCGUUCCCCAGAUCAAGGCCGGCAAGCGAGUGCUCAUCGCAGCCCAUGGGAACAGUCUGCGGGGCAUUGUCAAGCACCUGGAAGGGAUGUCAGACCAGGCGAUCAUGGAGCUGAACCUGCCCACAGGGAUCCCCAUUGUGUAUGAGCUGAACAACGAGCUGAAGCCCACCAAGCCCAUGCAGUUCCUGGGUGACGAGGAAACGGUGCGGAAGGCCAUGGAGGCUGUGGCUGCCCAGGGCAAGGCCAAGUGAGGGGUGGGCUUGGGCAAUAAAGGCACCUCCUCCCACA
Molecule: messenger RNA, 2417 nt
Organism: Sapajus apella (tufted capuchin)
Lineage: Eukaryota; Metazoa; Chordata; Mammalia; Primates; Cebidae
Gene: PGAM2
Product: phosphoglycerate mutase 2
Exons: 3
Coding region: 1619-2380 (253 amino acids)
Biological process (GO): glycolytic process
Molecular function (GO): intramolecular phosphotransferase activity
Source: RefSeq, a predicted model, not a curated record